UACCUCUUCCCCCAUCCCGUGCCUCACCACCACAAGCUUACCUUGGAAAGGUGACCAUCUCUCACACUUCCUCCCGUUAUCUGCUGUGGAAUCAACACCCUCUUCUAAAUUUAGAGUUGUAGUUGAGAGAAAAACAAACUACGCCUUGCCCUAGUUAAGUACUGGGAGAUUCUUUUAUUCAAGCCCAUUUGCCCAUUUUUCUAUUACAUACUACAGUACUAUCAUCGAGCACUUGAAUACUUGAAGCUGGGCUGGAGUUUUCUAAUAUAAGCAGCUAAGGGGGUGGCCCCAUCCACGCCAGCGGACUUCACUCCCACACUACGAGACAAUGUGUGUUACAUUGUGGCUGCUGUUCUGGUCAAUGAUGAGGGUCAUGUCCUCAUGAUGCAGGAGGCAAAGAGUUCGUGUGCUGGGAAGUGGUACCUUCCUGCAGGACGUAUGGAGGCUGGAGAGACUAUUGUGGAAGCAGCCAAGAGAGAAGUCCUAGAGGAAACUGGUUUGGAAACAGACAUUACCACUCUGAUAAUGGUUGAAUCUGCCUCUGGGUCAUGGUUCAGAUUUGUUGUCACUGGUAAUGUGUUAGGUGGAACACUAAAGACACCUGCCUGUGCCGAUAAAGAGUCACUGCAAGCCAAGUGGGUGGAGGAUCUUGGAGAACUGAGUCUGAGAGGCAAUGACAUAUACCCUUUGAUUCAGCGUGCCAAACAGUAUUGUGCACGCAAAGAGGAGCCCUGGCAUCCCAUGUUGCUGCCUAUUAACAAGCCACAUACAAGGCUUCUCCUUAGAUUGGUCAUUGCUAUUAGAAAAAGAGUCAACAACAGAUUGUGUAUUCUCACCAGUGACAAAACAGCCACUCACCUUCCAGUAACGGAAGUUAACCCUGUGAGGUCCCUCCACUCUACUCUGAGGAAAUACAUGACAGAAAUUUUUGGAUCUGACUUACCACCUCAUAGACCCCAAGGUGUUCUGAAUGUUGAGCUCAAAACAAGUUCACCAAGUGGUAACCAUGAUGGAAUGUGUCUAACACUGCUUGUUCCUGUUCGUAAAGCACUUGAGGAUGUACCUCUUAUUGACAAAUACUCUUGGAUUGAAUUGUCCAAACCUGUUGGUGAAGAUCUGCUGAACCGCAUGGGCAAAAAUAUGACUGUGCCUUUGAACGUCAUACGGAGAGGCUUGGUAGGCCUAGCAUGAGAGAACAUGUCUGUAAGAAUAACAAGUGGUACGUGAGACUUUUCUUCCAUCGUGUAGACAUUGCAAUGCUGAAUACAUGCAGUAUGUACCAGAUCAAGACGAGCAACCGAUUGCCAUGUGCCCACUUCAGUUUGUCAUCAGACAAAUAAUACAGAAAUACCAGAUCACAACACCUGCACUGCACAACAUACUCACCACCAUACUGAUCAUCGCUAAAUGCCCUCUCGUUUGAAGUACAUAUGGUGAUUACUUCCUAACUACAUUUCCUGCUACAGGCAAGAAGAAAUAGGCUCAAAAGAGAUGUUAUGUCUGUGCAUACACGCCAUGGGGCCCAGCAAAGUGCAGGGACACACUUUGUGUAGAGAGUGUAAAACACUGCUGUGUUUGGAGGUGUGUUGAAGGGCUUCUACAGACAGCAACAGUUCUAGAAACAUGACCAAUGCCUGUGUAUGUUAGAACAGUAGUAAUGUGAAGCAAUUGAACAUGUGCAUGUGUAUAAUAGUUUUUUAAACAACAUAGGUUUUAAUUUCGGGGAUUGCGACAGUGAAAAGGUUAAUAAACCCCCAUCAUUCAUUUGCUCACAUCAUUCAUGUCUCCCUUCACUCUUUAUUCUGAAAGAAUGUAGAUAUAGCUUUGUCGCUCUUCAUGUUGAAAAUUCUUUUCUAAAGCUGGGGAAUAAUUUUCUCAUUCUUUUAUUAUACAUAUACUGAACUUGAAAGAAAAUUUACAUUUACACUGUGGUGGCCAAAACUGUACAGUGUACCCCCAAGUAAUAUCUCAUGAGGUUAAGAAAAAGCUGAAAGUUGAUCUUUUUGCAAUACCCUUAUCCUAAUUCCCUGUUGACUUUGUUUUUGGCAUUUGUGUAUUUUUUUUUUUUUUUUUUUUUUACUUCAGAUCCCUGCUAACUAUGACUUCUAGUUUCUUUUCACAUUUGACUCGCUAAUAUUAGAUAUUGAUUUUCUUGUAGCCGUCUUGAGUCUUUGUUGGAAUAUUUUACUCGCAUUAAAAGAAUGCCACAUCAAAUAUAAUUUACUAAUAUGUAUUGUUAUUAACUCCUCUUCCAAUAUCAUUUAUAAAUAUGGUGAGCAAAGGUUCCAGAACAAGAGGCCCAAGGCAAAAAUCCUUGAUAAAAAAGCUUCACUCUGAAUUUACUACUUAUGCUCAUCCUCUUGUUUCCUUUCUGAUAUAAAUGCUUUGAUCUAAUUUCAGAAUGUUUCUUCAGUACCAUUUGUCUCUACCUUUCCAAUAACUCUCUCAUGUGGAACAGUGCCAAACGCUUGCAUAAAGGUAUAAAAAAUUUCAUCUUUAACAUAGUACAAAUGCAUUACGCUCUAAAAAUAAGGGUGAUUUGGUUAAAUCCCUCCUAAGCUGUUCCAGUUGUCAAAUGCCACACAUGACAGGAGUGUCCCACUUGUCUUGAAUAUUUAGUUGCUUGUGUAAAUUUAUUUAGUAACUACUUGAUGCAUGAAGAAGUUGCAAAGAUAGGGAUGCAUGCAAGGAGAGGAAUGUAUGGAGGAAUGUUUAGUGUUCUGGUAGUAGAGGAAUAUUUGGUGUUAUGGAAGGAGGAAUGUUUGGUGUUAUGGAAAGAGAGGAUUGUUUGGUGUUAUGGAAGGAGAGGAAUGCAUGGAGGAGUAUGAAUUAGACACUUGCAAUAUUUGGGUAUCUUUAUUUUGGAAACGUUUCAUCAACCAAUGGCAUCCUCAGUCCAGUACACAGAAGAAUGGUUGAAGAUCAGAAGGAGUUGGACGUAAUCAGUCCCUCAGCCUGGAGUCAAUGUGAUAAGUCCUUUAAUCUUGAUUAGUACAGCAUAUGUAUGGAAAAGCUUGUAUACUGUAGACAGGUGAGGUGAAACAGUCAUAGGCAGUGUCACCUUGGACAAAUCCACAGGUGGAAGUGGGUCAUGCCUAUAGAUCAGGCAAGCAUAGAAUUCCCUGUAUCAGGAUCCCAAGAUAUUGCUGUCUGACAGAAAAAUUAGAUAGAUCUUUCAGGGAACUGCCAGGAUGAAGAAUUAGACACUUGGGUAUCUAUUGUGGAAACAUUUUGUCAUCCAGUGGCUUCCUUAGUCCAAUACAGAGAAGAAUGGUUGAAGAUCAGAAUGUGUUUGAGGUAGUCAGUCCCUCAGCCUGGAGUUGAUGUGAUUUGACUAUGGAAGUCACAGGUUGAUGAAGUGUUUCCACAAUAAAGAUAUCAAAGUGUUAUACAUGUCUCUAAUUCAUCAUCCUACCAGUUCUCUGAACCAUUUGUCUACAUUCCUGUCAGACACAGAAAAUAAAAAAUGCAUGUAAAAACCUAAAGAGAUUGAGGAAAUAAGAAAAUUCAGUAUUUCACACCAGCUUUGUCCCUUGGCAUUUGCAUCCCCCCUGCACACACCUUUUCUCUAUCAUUUAGCAGUGCAUCAUCCAUUUGGUUUAGUGUUUAUUUUUUUUUGUGACUAGUAAUAAACAGUAAAAGCAUAUGGCAACAUUGUAUAGAAAAAUCAUAAACUGAGACAGGAUAAAAGACAGCUAUGAUUAACACUUGCUAAGAUCAAGCAUAUAAUAGAAUUGUUAAAAAAAAAAGUCACAAUGCUAGUAAGGAGACAAGAAGACUUAAGUUUUCUCAGUUUGACAAUACCUUGAAAGAAGACAAAAAAUAUAAGAUUUAAUAGACACUGCCAGAAAGCUGAAUGGUGUAAAAUGUGACGAAGAAUGUGCAGUUUUUUCUACAGAGUAAUAUUUUUUAAAACUAGGAAUAGUUACUAAAGGAAAUGAGUGUUUAAAAAUAGUAAAAAUUUAGGUAUUGUAACUAAUAAGCAUUAAAAUAUGUGUUUACUAAAUGGGAAUACAGUACACUACACUGUUGGUUGUAGCUUUGUUGUGAGAAGGCAGCUAUAUGCACUAUGUUGAAGAGAGCAGUACUAUAUGUAGAACAAUUUUGAAUAAAGAGAAACCAUAAAAUUGAGCUUAAGUGAAAAAGCUUGAGUAAAAGAAUGCAAUGUGCUUUUCAUUUUAUUACUGUACUUUUUUCAUUAUUAAUUUUAUGUAGAAAUUUACAAAAUAAGAUGCUAUAUUAGUUUGUAUAAAACACUGAACUAUGGUGUUUUUAAAGUGUAUUUUCAUUGAAAAAUUUAUUGUAUCUGUUAUGGUCACUGUCUUGUUUAUGUCUGUGUGUGCUCUUUGACAGUGGAACUAAUACCUACUUUUAAAAUGUUCUUUUCUGUAAGCAUAAUACUGUAAUUAUAAUUUAUAACAAUUCUAACAACAUACUAUGAUCAAACAGGUGUAGUUCUGGUUAUAUAGGGUUUCUUUGAUACUUGCGAAGAAGUAUGUUUAGUCAAAGACAUUUGGUUUGCUUUGGUGACCCAUCUUCUGUACUUAUAUUUACCAUGAUAAAAGUGUUGCUUUUACUUUUGCUUCUGUUGGUAGCUAAGGAAUUCCUAAUAAGCAAGCUUGUAAGUUACUUACAUUUACAGUAUGACUAAUUUUCUUUCACACUGCAAGACUAUGCUGUAUCUGAAAAUGAAAUUUGAUAGUCAAAACUCAUUUAUCUGAAACUCUUUUACAAGAGAUGUACUGGUUCCUGCUCAUUGAAAAUUAAUCAUAAACCCUUCUCUCCUCUGGAGAGAAUUGCUGUCAUUGUUUUUGCAUUACAUACUCAAAAUAUCUUUUCUAAAAUAGGAAGCUCUUGGUUCUGAUCAUUUCAGAUGAGUGAGGUAUGACUGUACUGUGUUAACCAAAAUUAUUUAAUCUCAAUAUAGUACUAACACUCUUAUAUUAAAUGCAGUACUUACUGUAAGCUGGAAUCACAGAGGAAAAAAUCAUUGAAUGCAAUUUACUGUUCUUUCUAAAGCUUGAGAAACAAUCUUCGUUUUUCAGAGUGUCUACACUUAUCAAUUGAGUUUGGUGCUGCUCUUCCCUCGUCACCAGUUGCUGAUGAUCUCAGUCUGUUUGCGGUCAGUUCCCCAAGUCUGCUUUCAAACCUUGUGGUUCCUCUCCUGUAUUGAUUUUGGUAUCCAAAUGCCCUUCCCCACUUCUCUAUGCUAAAUGUCAUCUCAUAAAAAAAACUAUCAACUGCACACCGGAAAUCCUGCUCUUUCUCACCCCUUCUGUAUGUCAUGUAGGAGUUGGUUCAGCACUCUUGGCACUGCUGCAUCUCCAUCUUCCGUAGUUGUGAUAUAAUCGGGUCUAUUAAUAAGUGAUACUGCAAAAAAUAUAUAUCGGUAAAGAAGAGAGUCAAUGCAAUGGCUUCUGUUGGUCACUGCUGUGCACUAUACCCUUUACUGUGUAAAUAACUUAUUUUUAAUAUACCAUACUGUAUUACAGCCCAAGCACAAGGCACUUUUUACUUGGUUUAGUCUUCCCAGGGAUAAUGUCAGGAGCUUCUUGAUGAUACAUUUUCUCCAUAUAUAUUUAUAUUGUACAUUAUCUGUAUACACAUUUAUUUUUAUAUUGUACUAUAUGUCGAAAACAUGGUAUGGUAUAAGAAUUGGGUAAUUGUUUUCAGUACCUUUAUUAGUUUUAAGCACUGCAAAGUGAAGCUGUUAUUGUUACAAUGAAAUUCCAACUUUUGGGAAAACUAAAUAUGAUUUUUGAGUAAAAUUAUGUAUUCAGUCUUGCAGCCUCUGGGUGCACUGACUGAAAAUAUACACCGUGGUCUAUUACUUCCAUUAUUAUGAAUUAUACAUUACUGUUUACAUUUUCUUUCAGCUACUGGGAAUCAUGUGCUUAAGUAGAGGUCAAGUAAGGGAGUAAUAAGUAAGUAGUAAGGGAAAGUAAUAAGUAAGUAGUAAGGGAGAAGAAUGAGUGAAUAAAAAUAAGGGAGAGUAAUGAGUCAAUAGUAAGAAAGAGGAGCACAUAAUGCUCAUUAAUACUGCCCACCAGUUGUAAAUGUAUACAUAUAGAUUUUCCAAUUGAUUUUAUGUAAAUUUGUCCAGAGGAAAUAGUCAUAAAAGCAAACAUGUGCUAGGUAAUGCUGAAGGGCUAUUUACAAGGCAGAUUUUUUUUAUAAAAGCUAGCAGAAAUUUUAACUAUUGUAAUAUGUAAGGAAGUCGCUUAUUCCUUGUGUCAGCUUGAAAAUAAUCGAGAUUAACUGGAAGUUUAUCUUGGUCUCUUGUCGUACAGACAUAGGAUCCUAAUUACAAUAUAUAACUAUUGUUAUCGUGUGAUGGCUGCAUUCAGUAGAAUGUGGGAUUUAACAGAUUGUUUCUCUUAGCCUGUUUCGAUGGCUUUUGGAGGAUUUGAUUGACAUUUGUUGCUGGCAGUUAGAAAAAAGAUAAAGAUUUAUUUCUUUGUAAAGGUUACAAUGUGUAGUGUUUGGAAUUAUUCUGUUGUCCCCAGUUAGUGUUUGGAAUUAUUUUGUUGCUACCAGUUAGGGCAAAAACCAUAAGUAGCAAGCAUUGCAGAUCUUAUUGGUUGCCUUUAUCCAUUGUACAGAUGUCACUCUCUUAAAGCUCUUUGAAAAUGUAUUUUGUUAAUAUCUGAAGUACGUAAUUGAGUUAAAGAAAAGUCUUACGUGAGUGUCUUAGAUAUUUAUGGGAUUUGGAAAAUAUAAUGAAUCUCGUUAUAACAGUAAUAAUGUUCCACUACUUUACUUUUAAAUUUGUUGAUCUUAUUUGCAUGAUUCCCUUACUUGACAUUUAAGGAACUAUUUAAUAAAUGAAUUUUGUAUUUUUGGUAUUAAAUAUUAUAUAAAAUCUUAAAAAAAAAAAAACUUACUGUACAUGGAAUAAUAUAUUUAUAUUGAUUAGUGAAUAAUUUUUAUAUAGUAAAUAUUUUGCUGUGGGAGACAAGUUUUUAUUUAGUGUGGGUUUUAGCACCUAAAUUGAUUUUAAUGAUAAUAAUAUUCUUUAGUGUUAAUUCUGUAAGAAUUAUUAGUGUACUUUUUAUUUUGAGAAAUAUGAUAAGUUGGUAUACUAAUUUGUUAAUGGCUGAUAAUCGUGUAUUUUGAUAUUUUGUAGCCUGUACUAUAUAUGAUGCAGUAGUUUUUCUUUUUCCACAGUAGCGAUUUUCCAUCAAGGUAUGAUGAUUCUAGAGGAAAGAGGAGCAUUUACCAUCAUUCAUUUAAUAGCUGUCUUGCCAAAAAUAUCCAGGCAUCACAAUCCAUAUUACAUUCUGAACUACAACAUCCCUCGCCUACUAUCAGAGUGCAAGCACUGUACUUCUCACCUCCAGAACUCAAGUCCAUUCACUAUUUUUAAAUUAAAUAUUUUAUUUUACGCUUGGUUUUUACAGUUUGUGUUGAUACCUCUUAAAUUUUAUAGUAUAUUUUAUUGUGAAAAUAAUCAUCUACAUAUAUUGUUUUUCUUAUUCUGUUACUGUCAGCUUCUCAAUUGCUGUCUCUUGAAAAAUACACAUGUUGUUUAGGGCAGAAGUAUCACAGAGUAGGGUGUAAAUGUUCAUGUAAAGUCAUUCAUGUAUCUCUCAUUUGAUUUAAAGUUUAGACUUCAGGAUUAAGCCGUCAGUGGAUUUACCUACAUGUAUUAUUACCGUACAUUCAUGAGGGGUUGGCCCCUAGACCCAUAGGGGUCCUACAGCACUUGAGGAAAUGGGAAGCAAUCAGGUUGGAUCCAAGGAAGUGGAAGACAUGUCCAGUUCCAUGCAUCAAGAGCCCUUCAUCAGCAUCAAGGAAUCUCUCUCUUGAAGGGUGAAGAUAUUGACAAUUCAAGAGCAAAAAUUCUUCUAAAUAGGAUGCAAGUAAAUCAAACUAAAAUUGGUCAGCACAUUGCAUAAACAUUACUUCUUGUUCAUGAUUGCUUACAUAGAGGUUUUGCAUUCCAAAUCCCUACUUCAAUAAUAUGUUUCUUCAGAAUAUUGUUUUUCUUUUGCUAUAGUGACACAAGAAAGUGUAGAGAGGUAGUUCAGAGAGGAAACCUCUGGUAAUGUGGUAAUUACUUUCAUCUUUGUUAGCCCUUUGAGUCCUCUUAAGACGGUAAAGUAUUGCGGAUGUGAUAUUUUCAUCAACAUGUAUUAUUUUUUUAAUUAUGAAUUGUUUAUUAAUGAUAAAAUGGGUGUUUGAAACUACUCCACUGCUAGUGUUCAGCAUCUUACAAAGUUCUAAAACAUUCCUUUAGCCAUCUACUAGCAAAGGAAAUGGUAUGAGUCCAAUCCAUUCUUUCAAGCGGUGCCUUGUACCAUGCUGCAAGAGUAAAUCCCUUAAGGAGGUGGAAAGGGUUUCCUUUAGGCUGGCAAAGAGCUCUUGAUCCAAGGAAUUGGGGUUACCUUCCCUUCAAAUAAACCUAAUUACCUCUCACUAUCCCUGUAUAGAGUAAAUUUAGCAUCAAUUUGAUGUUCACAGAACUUCAGUCCCUAAUGUAUGAAGCACAUUAGUUGUUUCUCUAAAGACUAGUAUAAUAUGGUUUCUGGCAAAACAUUGAAGAUAGACUUUUAUGAAGCUGCCUCUGUACAGUACAUUCUAAAAAAAAAAAAAAAAAAAAUGGAAGCCUACCAACCCUUAUAUCAGGCAAGUUCUGUUGUUUGUUAGUGACAUCUAGAUCUUCAAAAUGAAGAGAACAGUGGUCAAUGUUUAUAACACCUCAUGCAUUUUUGAGAUCAAGGUUUAUUACACUCAGACAUUAAAAGGUUAUAUUAGUAUCUACCUUAAUAUCUUAAGGUAUCAACAUCAUUAAUAUAUUGGCUGCAAUAGUGAAGGGGAGUGAUGCUCAAUCUCAGGUGCCAAGAUAGGAGGCACCACUGAUGCUCAGGCUCUCACAGAAAGUAAUAGUCAUGACAUUAGUGAAACUGAUGCAUCAGAAUACUAGCCAAUGGCAGCAAUUAUAUAAGUGCUGUUUUUCUAGUCAGUCUCGCUUCACUUCCAAUGUCUGUAUGUUUUUGCUUAUCUUACCAUCUUCCAUUUAGUUUACUGUACCUUGCAGGGUGCUCUACAGCGUAUUUUAUGUACAAAUAUAUUCGCAAGAAAGCACUAAACUAUACACACUGUAUUGCUGCAUUGUAUCCUAAAACAAUUAAAUAGUACUGUACUAUAAGGUGUAUAAAAUACUUUAUUAUUCAUUAUAUGCCAUGUUGGUUUUAAAAUGCUUAUUGCCUUUUAAUUUUUUCUUAAUUUUUAUUAGUAACCCCUUUUUGACCAUGUAUUUAUACAUGGAGAUUGUAUAUUGCCUGAAGCAGGGUGACCCAAAAAGAAAGAAAAUCCCAAAAAGAAAAUACUUUCAUCAUCAUUCAACACUUUCACCUCACUCACACAUAAUCACUGUUUUUGCAGAGGUGUUCAGAAUACAACAGUUUAGAAGCAUAUAUGUAUAAAGAUACACAACAUAUCCCUCCAAACUGCCAAUAUCCCAAAUCCCUCCUUUAAAGUGCAGGCAUUGUACUUCCCAUUUCCAGGACUCGAGUCUGGUUAUAUAAAAAUAACCAGUUUCCCUGAAUCCCUUCACUAAAUAUUACCCUACUCAUGUAUACAGUAUUCAUGUAUACAUGUAUAUAUAUUCAUGUAUACAGUAUUUUACUACUGAGUGUUACUGGAAUUUUGCCAUAUGACUGUGAUUCGUGUACUCAUUGUUUCAGUGUUAAAUUAGACUUUCACACCAAGGAUUUUGUCAGCAAAGAAAUUUGGCCAUUUCUAAGAGAAAAAAUCUGUAAACUGAAUAAUGUGAUUGUGAAUCAGUGACAAGAAAUAAGCAACAACAAAUGUAAAUAUAUGCUUAUACUCUAGUUGCAUAUAUUAGAUGCUCAGACUGUUACAGCAAUUAGCUAAAUUGUGAUGUUUGUGGACUUCUGGAAAGACAGCUGGAGAAUGAAUAAUGAUGAAUUUGAUUCCUCCUUUGGGUCACUAUUUAUGUAGAAAAUUACCAGUGUUAAAAACUGACUAGAAGCACACCAGUGUUAAGGUUAAUAUAGAAUACUAAAAUGUUAUGAUUAUAUCCAUCUUGUACUGUGUGUUAUCUCUCUCUCUCUCUCUCUUUAUCUUUUUGUUUUUCUCUAUCUCUUUUUCUCUGUUAACUUUGUCUCUUUAGUUUUCUCUUUUUUUUUUUAUCUUUCUUUUUCUCAUUCUAUUUUCUUCUUUUUUCUUCCUUUUUCUUCUUGUUUUUCUUUUUUCUCUUUUUUUUCUCUUACUCUUCCAUUAAAUCUGCAUUCUUUCUGCUUUAAUUUUUUUCCGAAUUUGGCUAUAAUAAUAAUACACGUAGUUGGUUUUACUAAUAUUCUUGGACGAUUGGAUGUAGUCAUUCAGUGUUGUACAAAAUGCUCUGUCGUAAGUAAAUAUUGAAGCUCAGAGAUGUAUUAUUUUGAGGUCAAAUUUAAUAUAAAAUGUUUCAUAACAUUAAAUGCAUUACACAGCAUUAUUUUUGUGUAUAGAUGGUUUAUGUAAUAUUAAAGGUGUAUGUACUUAUCUGCAAUGUCAGGCAGUGUAAUUUCAUUUGCUAGCAAAUCAUAAUGACAUUUUGAUCAAUGCUUCCAAAUGCAGACUUUAGCUUUUGUGUCUUCCUUUUCAAGCAUCUUCCACUUGUAGAUUUAUUUCUAAAUCUCUGCAGUAGCUUUAGUUAUGACAGACUUAAAACACACACAUUAAUAUUGUUGAGAAGGCAUGGUAAUUUUAUUCAGUUACCCAAGACUUUACUGUUUGAAUACAUUCUUGCAGAUUUUAAGUGAAUUUAUCAUGUUAAGAGAAAGGUAAUGUUUUGUAAAGUUUAUUUUUUUACUUAUGCACAAUAGAAUAAAAUCAGAUGUACUGUGCUGCAUGAUAAUAUUUGUAAUUAUAAUAUGUUAAUAAAGGAUUAAAUACAAUAUAA
Molecule: messenger RNA, 10912 nt
Organism: Cherax quadricarinatus
Lineage: Eukaryota; Metazoa; Arthropoda; Malacostraca; Decapoda; Parastacidae
Source: RefSeq, a predicted model, not a curated record